GGGCCGGCAGACAAGUAGAGAGGAAGAGAGACAAAACAAGAGCAAAGAUUAAACAGAGAAAGACAAAAGAAGCGCAGACACUAAUCAAUGACUCCUUGAGGUAAAAACCAAAAGGGAAGAAGGCUGGAGGAAAAAAAGGAGGCUCAGGUCAUGGAGGCAGAAGUAGACGAGGAGGAUGAUGGGACGUUCACUAACAUCUCUCUAGGAGACGACACAGUGGACAGUGGACGUGUAGCCCUGUAUACGAAACAGGAGACCGAGCUUUUCAUCAUGAACUGUGACAUAGAUGGAGACAUGGAGAACCAGGUGGAGAUGGAGGAGAAGACGAGGUUAAUAAAUCAAGUUUUGGAACUUCAGCACACACUUGAAGAUCUGUCAGCACGAGUCGACGCAGUCAAGGAAGAGAACCUGAAGUUAAAGUCAGAGAACCAGGUCCUUGGUCAGUACAUCGAGAACCUCAUGUCUGCCUCCAGCGUCUUCCAGACCACUGACACCAAGAGCAAACGGAAGUGAGGUACCUUCAAGUCUUCUGCUAAUAGCUGGGAGAGGAAACCCCACCAUGGAGACAUGGAGAGAGUUUAGUUUUGUCGACAGACCUGGGCGUUUUCUUUUUUUUUUUUCUUUAACAGAGAGAGCCCCCUUACCUGAGCAGAAAAUAACUAUUUAAUAAUCCAAAACAUAAACUGAUCCUUUAACCCAUCCUGCAGGCUCAGAAAAAGAUACAUUUCAUGUUAGUCUGGCCUGGGUCUGUUCUGUAGCAGCUUCCUCUCCACACUACAAACCAGGUAGACAUUAACCUUUAUUUACUUACACAAAAACAAGAAGUAUAUGAAGUGGUUAUGGGUCAUUUUUUACCUUAAGUUUCUUCUUUAAGCUCCUUUGCAAACUCUAAUAUAUCCUGUUAACCCAUUUAACCUGCCUGGUUUUCUGUUUGAGGACUAGUUUCUGUCUCAAACUGACCUGUGUUGGGCUGAAACAACCCAUCAAAUACUACAAAUAACCUGAAUUUAAUGUCUGGUUUCUUUUAUUUAUCUUUGUAAAUGUGUGUCUGCAUCAGCUGGAUCUGAGUUUUUUGGCAGGUUUUGGAUGUCAUCUUGCCAUCUAUGUAUUCCCCCGUUUGAAGCAAACAAACUAAACAGUAUUACUAAGAAUGCUGAUGGUAUACAGAUCACAUGGAUGAGAACAAAUAGAUCUCCUGAAUGGGUUUCCUUUGGUUUGAAAGAUUUGCACAUCUCAUGUAUGGCCUCAAAUCAAUUAUAAGUUAGCAGCAGAAGGUGUAAAGAUGCUUGAAAUAGAAAUGCUACCACUAUAAAGUUAAUAUAAGAUACAGGUCAAACUGGAAACUGUGCUAACAGGGACCUAAUUACUCCAGUUAAAAUUAAUUAGAACCAUCAACAUCAAAUGUAAAAAACUGGCCUUGUUAAGAUCUAGUCACUUAUUCAAAAGAAAAAAUAGAAGCACUAAUCAUGUAUAGUCUCAAUUUGAUAGUUUCUCUCAGGUUAGAAUAAAUAUUCUCCUCUAAAACAUACAGGAUCAUAUUUUUUCAUGGCACACCAGUUCUACCUUUAGAGUUGCAUUUUGUAAAGUAAGAUUGUUUUUUGCUGGUUGUGAGUGCUGUAGAUCUCAUUAAACAUACAACACAACCUUGUACUAGAUUUGGCCAAACCACUUUGUUAAAACAAAUACAAAUAUGUGUUCUCUUAUUAUUUAGAGUACUUUAUUGGCCUUUCUGUUUUCCCAGGAAAACAGAACGGUUUUCCUGGAACAGACAGAAACAUGGUGGUAGCAAAAAGAAAUCUGGCCAUCCCAAUGACCCACUUCACGAUUAAACUUUUAUAAAAAGAGGUUAAAACAUCUUUUUGAUUAGGUCUGAGUUGUAUGACUUUUGUAUAUACGGUGACUUGUAUGCAUAUGUUAGCAUACACCUACAGUACAUGUGAGACAUGGACAAGCACCAGGGGCCAUGUAGUUGAAACAUAUAGUGUUAUAUCUAAAUAAGCAUUCAUUAAAACACUGACAUUUAUUAACCUAAAAACACUUCUGGAAUACUUUUAACAUCUAUGCUAACAGUAAAAUUGGAAUUUACAACUAAGCAGAAUAUGUGUUGUCCAUAUACUGUAAGUGCUGCAAGCGGAAGUGAAAGCAAAGAGAAACUAAAAUCUAUUAGCACAGGAAUUUGGGUCUUAACUAACAUCACUGAUGUUUUUAUGCAUUUAUUUUUAUUAUCACAAUGACACCUUACUUUCUGUACUUAAAACAUGUGUGUUGCCCUUUCUCUGCAUUGUUUCAUAAUUGAGUGUUGUGACCCAAACUGUAACAUGAGAGCGACAAAGGAGAAGGGUCAUAAAUGCAGAGGCAAAGCCUGCAUGCAAGACAGAAAGCAGUGAAGAGGCCUUGAGUGCUAUUGAUCCCUCUCAGCCAAGCCUGCAAUCCAUCAGGUGAUGGAGGGUUGGUCUGACUGUAAACUGAGCAGCAGAGUGAGGGUGUGUCCUCCUAUGACACUGCUGCUGUAGAUGAGAAUAAGAAAGGGCUGAAGGUGGAUGUACAGGAUGAUGAAUCAUGUUGUUUUUAAAGGUUCAUAUUCCCUUUAAAGUCAAAGUAUUCUGUUCAAUGUCUGAAAGUCGUGAAUCCACCUGUUAUCAUGUUACUGUGGUGCUUUCAAAAAGGGAGGAACUGGAUAUAACAAGGCUACAAACUGUAUAUGCUGUAAUUUAUUGAGGUAAUUUUGAUAUUUUAACAGUUGUAUAAAAGUAUUACAUUGAUUUCUUCCUGGCAUGCUGAAUAUGCCCCAUCUACACACACCCUGGUACCAACUUCUCCGUGUGUAGACACUACAAUGUUGCUUUAAACAUUUUUGUUUUAAUAAAACCCUAAAAUCAC
Messenger RNA from Labrus bergylta (ballan wrasse), 2880 nucleotides. RefSeq names its product short coiled-coil protein a (gene scoca). The record is from RefSeq and is a predicted model, not a curated record. Lineage: Eukaryota; Metazoa; Chordata; Actinopteri; Labriformes; Labridae. Gene Ontology annotation, cellular component: trans-Golgi network.